Molecule: messenger RNA, 846 nt
Organism: Penicillium maclennaniae
Lineage: Eukaryota; Fungi; Ascomycota; Eurotiomycetes; Eurotiales; Aspergillaceae
Exons: 1
Coding region: 1-846 (281 amino acids)
Biological process (GO): carbohydrate metabolic process
Cellular component (GO): vacuole
Molecular function (GO): beta-galactosidase activity
Source: RefSeq, a predicted model, not a curated record
AUGGCGAAACUUGCACGGCUAAUUGCCGGUCUUUGGAUUCUGUUUUCCUUUUUGGGUGUUUCGACAUUUGCCGAAUCCCAGGAGGUGACUCAAUGGCCUCUCCACGACGAUGGCUACAACAAAGUUGUCGAAUGGGACCACUAUAGCUUCCAGGUCAACGGGCACAGGAUCUUCAUCUUUUCCGGCGAGUUCCAUUACUGGCGUAUCCCCGUCCCGGGUCUGUGGCGCGACAUCCUCGAGAAGAUCAAGGCUGCGGGCUUCACUGCGUUCGCCUUUUACUCCAGCUGGGCCUACCAUGCGCCGAACAAUCAGACCGUCGAUUUCUCCACUGGUGCCCGUGACAUUACCCCGAUCUUUGAGCUAGCCAAAGAGUUGGGACUCUACAUCAUCGUGCGCCCGGGACCAUACGUCAAUGCUGAAGCCAGCGCCGGUGGAUUCCCACUCUGGCUGACGACCGGAGAAUACGGCACUUUGCGGAACAACGAUACGCGGUAUACCAAUGCCUGGAAACCUUACUUCACCGAGAUGUCGAAGAUCACCAGCAAAAAUCAAGUCACCGAUGGCGGGAAUGCUCUGGUCUACCAGAUUGAGAACGAGUAUGGCAAUCAAUGGAUUGGCACUGCGUCGGAGCGCGUGCCAAAUGAGACCGCGAUAGCAUAUAUGGAACUUCUCGAGGCCAAUGCUCGUGCUAAUGGCAUCAGGGUCCCACUGACAGCGAAUGACCCGAACAUGAACUCGCACUCCUGGGGCAGCGACUGGUCCCACGAGGAUGGCAACGUCGAUGUCGCUGGUGUUGAUUCAUACCCAUCGGCAAGUUCCCUGUUCUGUCCUGUGGAAGUCUUCUAA